This is a messenger RNA of Fibroporia radiculosa, 657 nucleotides long. RefSeq lists its product as uncharacterized. Bases 1 to 657 code for a protein of 218 amino acids. The record is from RefSeq and is a predicted model, not a curated record. The transcript is spliced from 2 exons. Lineage: Eukaryota; Fungi; Basidiomycota; Agaricomycetes; Polyporales; Fibroporiaceae.
AUGUGGAUCGUCGGCGGAUACGGAUUGACAGAGGACCAAGUGUGGAGAUGGUGCCGUUCAAUUGGCCACGACGUGCCCCCCGACUGGAUAUACAUCGACAUUGUCGAACGAUAUAUCAAAGAACACGCAAUCCCAAUCAGAGUCGUCCCCUGCGAUACCAUACAUGGUCCCGUCUAUCUCAUUCUCACAGACUCGAGGACUGAUGCGAACGCCACACCUACGGACUUCGAGCCGUUCCAAGAGGAGACUUCUAAGCGUGCCCCUGCAAUCAAAGCAAAGCUGCUCGAAAUGGGCUUCGACUCUAUGUGGAUCGUCGGCGGAUACGGACUGACAGAGGACCAAGUGUGGAGAUGGUGCCGCUCAAUUGGCCACGACGUGCCCCCCGACUGGAUAUACAUCGACAUUGUCGAACGAUAUAUCGAAGAGCACGCAAUCCCAAUCAGAGUCGUCCCCUGCGAUACCAUUCAUGGUCCCGUCUAUCUCAUUCUCACAGACUCGAGGACUGACGCGAACGCCACACCUACGGACUUUGAGCCGUUCCAGGAGGAGACUUCUAAGCGUGCCCCUGCAAUCAAAGCAAAGCUGCUCGAAAUGGGCUUCGACUCUGUGCAUUAUGUUUCGGUCGCGGAUCCGUAUCGCGUCUGGCAGGAAUAUUAG